This is a messenger RNA of Heterotrigona itama, 2580 nucleotides long. The record is from the annotation of a GenBank genome assembly. Lineage: Eukaryota; Metazoa; Arthropoda; Insecta; Hymenoptera; Apidae.
GGUAAUAAACCUUGAACAUGUAAUACAAUCACAUGGGUCUUUAACUUUUUAGGUUCUAUGACUCUCCUACACCUGCUACGUAAAUUAUAUAUUGGUGGUUUCAUUCUUUCUACAUCAUCUUUUAUACAUUGCGCUCGUUUAGAUAUCUUUGGUUCAUCUACAUUAUAUUUAUUUAUAAUUGCGUCUAAUGCUUCACGAACUCCAAAAGUAGAGGUGAUAUGUACAUAAUUAUCCACAUUUUUAACAAAUAAUUCCAAAAUAUCUAAACUCAAAUUAACAAUCUCAAUAUCGGGUACUUCUAAAACGUAUGCUACAUAUGACAAAACGGUUUUAUCCUAGAAUUAGUAAACUUUCAUUAAGAUAAAAUGUAAAUAAAUUCGAAAAUGUUUCUUACCUUCAAAAUUGUAUCAUGAUUUGCAAAAUCAUUUGCCAAUUUUUUAUACGUUUCGAGAGUAACUUUUAAUUCUUUCGGAUCUAAGGAUUCGUCCACGUCCAUUAUCUAAAAGUGUAAUGUUGAUAUUAGCUUGUUCUUAAUAUCCUACUAAUAAAAGUCUUCAGUAUCAUCACUUAUGAUUAUUCGUUUGAAUUAACAUUGACAAGAAUUAAAAAAAUAAAGGGAUCUUUAAAAAAUCUUUUUAUUUUUUAAACAAUUGCAAACGAAUGCAACACGAGCUUCGUAGUAAUAGAGUACAUUUAUUUCACUAUAUGACAAAUUUCAGAGAACAAGUUUUAAAUCAGUUAUUAGGUUAAAUUUUAUAAGUUUACAAUUAAUUACAUUUAUCAUUAAACGAAAUAAUUUCUUUUCCAAUUCAUUUGCAAUUUUUCGAUAGAUUUUAACUAACAUAAAGAUGACUUCAAUACGAUCUUAAUACAUAACAAACAAUGUAUACUUUGCAUAAUAGCAAGAAAUAUAUUAUUAUUACAGAAGAAUGAAAUAAAGUGCAUACAUUUAAUGUAUGCGUAAAUUCUGUAUAUAGUUACGAGUAAACGUAAGUUGUGUAUACAUAAUCAUGUAUGUGGAUACAUACGUAUAAUACAUAUGUAUAUAUAUAUUUCGAAUAGACGCAUCAGUUUUACCCUACGCAGUAAUAACAGUAACAGUCAUGUUACAACCAGCUGCUUCCAGAUUAUUUCGAUGACGCGCAUAUUGUAGGACAGUAGCGAAGCUAGUGUUUGUACGAUGUACUAAAAUAAGAUGGCUGACACUUACUCUACUAGCUACCAACAGUAUAACACCCGUAUUACCUUUCUAAUGAACUUCUUUCUUAUUUUGCGCAAUCAAAUAUUUUAAACAUUCAAUAGUGUUAACUCAAGUACUGGUAGAAAGAAAUUUAUAUAGUAUACUAUAUCAGAUACAUAUUAAGGAUAAUAGGGAAGUUAACUUAAACAGUACGUAAAGUAACAAAGUAUAUUUGACGUAUUUUCAGAUAUACAUGUACAAGUAAUUAUUCGUAAAGAGCGCUAGUGUAAAGUACAUAUUGAUUGUUAAAACAAUGGAAUACGUACUAAUAAAAGACAUACGACCGGGUCAAAAAAACAUUAAUGUAGUGUUUAUUGUUCUGGAAGUUGGUCAUCCUACUAUCACCAAAGAAAACCGCGAAGUUCGAACGUUUAAAGUGGCAGACAGCACAGCAUGUAUGAAUGUUUCAAUUUGGGACGAACCUGGACAACUUCUAGUACCAGGGGAUAUUGUAAGAUUAACAAAAGGUUACGCAUCUGUUUGGAGACAAUGUUUAACGUUAUAUUCUGGAAAAAAUGGAGACAUACAAAAAAUAGGAGAAUUUUGUAUGGUAAUAAAUGAACAGUUAAACAUGAGUGAACCGAAUCCUGCUUUAGCACAACAAAUGAUUAAUCAAAGUGGAUCUGGUCCACCUGGUAGUAAUGUUAACAAUACCAUUACAAAUAAUGGAAAUGCAAAUAAUAUUGCUGGUCAACCUGGAAGGCAACCAUUGGCAAUUCAAAGUAAUUCAACAACACCUACUAGUGGUACUUCUGGUAGUUCUGCAACAAAGAGUGGGAACAAUAAUAAUAAUAGCACUGGUGGAAAUAGUGGUAAUACCUCAGGACUUCCAGGGGGAUCUGCUAGAUAUUCUGGAGAUUCAACAACAAAAACAACUGUUACAACAAAAACUAAUUCUCGUGGUCGUGGGGGAUAUAGAAAUGGUGGACGUAGCGACCAUUAUUUUUCUCCAAAGUAUGACAAGAUCAUAUAUAAAAUAUCAAAUUGCAAAAGAUGCAGAUGAUACAUCGGAUUAUUUUCUUCAACCUAUUCAAGAAUUUUCAAAUGUAUCCAAAAAAGAAGUAUCUUUUUGGAAAAAAACUUUUCAAAUUAUUGUAUUAAUUCUUUGCUAUUUUGUUUUAUCAGUAGGUUUAACAUUUUAUGUACAGUGGCUCUAUAAUACAUACGUAAGUAAAGAUAUCUAUAAUUUAUAAAAAUUUGUUAUUUGAUUUUGAAUAUGCAUUAAUUUUGUAGGGAUUUCAUUUUCCACUUAUCGUGGUGAUAUGUCAUUUAUUGGUAAAAUUUUUAUUAUCUGCUUUAAUAAGAUGUAUCAGAACAUGUUGGAAGAAACAACAAUUUAA